Molecule: messenger RNA, 1034 nt
Organism: Symsagittifera roscoffensis
Lineage: Eukaryota; Metazoa; Xenacoelomorpha; Acoela; Convolutidae
Exons: 3
Coding region: 163-822 (219 amino acids)
Biological process (GO): anterior/posterior pattern specification; regulation of transcription by RNA polymerase II; regulation of neurogenesis
Cellular component (GO): nucleus
Molecular function (GO): RNA polymerase II cis-regulatory region sequence-specific DNA binding; protein dimerization activity; DNA-binding transcription factor activity, RNA polymerase II-specific
Source: RefSeq, a predicted model, not a curated record
UUGGUUUUCUUGAAAUCAGCUGGUAUCAAAGCUAUUUUCGACGCACAUUACAGAAAUUCCUCAAAAAUAAUUAAUAAUUAUUCAAGUUUUUGGUUAGAUUAGAGCAUUCGAUUUGGUUAAUAGGUCACUCACUUUCACCUUGAGCCGAAGAAUUACCGAAGAAUGAGAUCCUAUCGAGUUGAUGAUUAUGAUAAUACAUACAAAAAGUCGAGGAAACCACAAGUGGAGAAGCAACGUCGUCUUCGGAUCAACGACAACCUCAACCAGCUGAGAGACGCCAUCCUCAGAGUACUCGGCAAGUCGGCCUACACAAAACUGGAAAAAGCAGAUGUUCUAGAAGUGACAGUCCAAUUUCUGAACGACUUCAUUGCCGCACGACAAUUCGGUUGUGCCCCUCCUACUUACCCACCAAUCAACACAUCCCCAACACAGCAGCCAAUCACAACUGUCAAUCAAAAUCCUAUUCAUGCCAACCAAGUUAUGACGUCACAAUACAGUCAGCAUCAUUUUCUAGAUCAAUUAAAAUUUCAACAUGUCAGCGGAUUCCAGCAUAAUCUUCCGAUUACGUCCGGAAAUAUUCUAGAAGCUUCCGAACCACACACUAGACGCGCAGCGCAGUUUUCCCAGUGCAGUUUUGAACAGUUUGAGGGAGAUUCCGAGCCCGAAGUUCGAGUUUUUGAAAGUGACGAGAGUUCACGGAGUACUUCGACUGUUUUGUCAGAUAUAUCUUCAUCCACAAAUCUUAGUAAAAAAGAGAUGCAUAGGAAUCCAAAUGCUCAAAAGAAGAGGCUUCGAUCGGAAAGCUUUUGGAGGCCUUUUUAAAACCCAAAAUUUUAAAUCCUACCCUAUUUCCAAUUUUAAUGACUGUUCAGUUUACUUUAUGAAUCUCUUUGCAAUAAAACUCAAAAUCACUCCCCAUUUUUUGCGAGCGCUUUUGACUCCAGUUAUCAUUUUUUAUAUCCAUGUUCUUCUCCUCACCUUACCAUGUAAAACUUUUUGCUAGCAAAAAAACAUAACCUCGCGACGGACCUGUU